CAUUUUGUGACACUGAUGCUCUUUUUGGGCAUGGCCAACGCCUACGUGAUGAGGUCGAACAUGUCGGUGGCAAUUGUGGCUAUGGUCAAUCAGACAGCUCUGCCCAAGGAUGACAAUGUCGUGGACGAUGAGUGCGGGUACUGGCGCUACGGCUCAACAACGGCACCAAAGCUAAUGAGCAAUAAAGGAUCCUACGUCUGGGACACAACUCUGCAAGGAUACAUCUUGAGCUCCUUCUUCUAUGGUUACGUCUUAACGCAGAUCCCAUUCGGUAUCCUGUCUAAGAAGUUUGGUGCUCGGUACUUUCUCGGUGUCGGGAUGCUGAUAAACUCCGUGUUCGGGUUCCUAGUUCCUGUCUCUGCCAAUCACGGUUUUGGAUGGCUCUGUGUCGUCCGGUUCAUCCAAGGGCUUGGAGAGGGUCCGAUUGUGCCUUGCACUCACGCCAUGCUUGCGAAGUGGGUGCCACCAAAUGAGCGCAGUCGGAUGGGAGCAUUCGUCUAUGCAGGUGCGCAGUUCGGAACUGUGAUCUCUAUGCCAGUGAGCGGCUUCCUGGCAGAGCACGGGUUCGACGGGGGCUGGCCCUCCAUUUUCUACAUUUUCGGCCUGGUAGGAGCCAUCUGGUCCAUCGCCUUUCUGUUCUGGGUGGAUGAAGACCCGGAGACUUGCCGCAAUAUCAAGGAAGACGAACAGAAGUAUAUCAUCAACUCAGUCUGGGGUUCUGCUGGCAUCUCGUCUCCGCCGGUGCCCUGGAUGUCUAUCCUCAAGUCUCUGCCAUUCUGGGCUAUCCUCAUCUCACACAUGGGACAGAACUACGGCUACGAGACUCUCAUGACGGAGCUGCCCACCUUCAUGAAACAAGUGCUCCACUUCAACAUCAAAGAGAAUGGAACAAUGUCAGCUCUGCCGUACCUUGCCAUGUGGAUCCUGUCCAUCGUUAUCAGUUUCUUCGCCGACCACAUGAUCCAGAACGGCAGGCUCAGCCACACCAUGGUCCGCAAGAUCGCCAACGGCAUCGGUCAGUAUGGGCCAGCCAUCGCCUUAGUUGCAGCCUCCUACACGGGUUGCAACCCCUACAUGACCGUAGCUAUCCUGACCUUGGGGGUGGGUCUCAACGGCGGAAUCUAUUCCGGUUUCAAGGUGAACCACUUGGACAUCUCCCCGAGGUUCGCCGGAAUACUCAUGUCUUUCACCAACUGCCUGGGCAACCUGGCCGGCCUCUUGGCGCCCAUCACGGCAGGCUACAUCAUCCACGGCAGGCCUACGCAAGCUGCUUGGCGUGAGGUUUUCUUCAUCUCCGCAGGCGUGUACUUUGUGUGUCAGACCUUCUACCAAGUGUUCGGCACAGCUGUGCGGCAACCGUGGGACAACCCUCAAGCCGAUUUAGAUAAAGCCUCUCUUCGGCCGGACAGCGAGAACCCCCGCGCCAAGGACACGCAAGAGACGCAACACUGAUACGCACAGACUCUGUUGUUGUUUAUUUAUAAGUGUUUGAACUGCUCUCUGAGCGUUCUUCGUUGUUCUCUUCAGUUCGGUUCUUGUUUGAUUUGUCUUCUUGGUAAAACCGGUUGGAAGAAAUAUGUUCUGUCGCUUUAAAAAGAAAUCGAACAAAUUAAAUAAGAACUGACCUAAAACUAGCGUUGUGAGUCGAAUGACAUAUUUAUUGCGUGACUACUACGGGCUGUGAGUAGAGUGGGUGGGCUGAGUGAAAGACGUCGCGAACGGUAGAAAUGUAAGAAGUGUUAUAUACUUAGCGUAAUCCUAAGUACGCUGAUAUUUGUUAUUUUUAUAAACUAGUUUUGUAAGCAGAUGGCCUAGGGUAAAGUGAAUUAGUGCACCGAAGUGCAAUCGUUCAGAAGACCGAUAUUAAAGUUCAGCCACUUUCGGCUCUACUUAUUGUAUUAUUUUUAUUUAUUUGGAUUUAGUUAUUAUUUUUAAUUAAUAAUUAAAUACUUGUUAACGUAGACUAUAGUAGUACAUUCCACAAUGGAAAUAUUGUGUAAUUUUAUAAUUCAGAAGAAUUUAUAUACCAAAUUAAAAGGUACGAUUUUAAAUCCACUGACA
Molecule: messenger RNA, 2061 nt
Organism: Homalodisca vitripennis (glassy-winged sharpshooter)
Lineage: Eukaryota; Metazoa; Arthropoda; Insecta; Hemiptera; Cicadellidae
Product: putative inorganic phosphate cotransporter
Biological process (GO): transmembrane transport; monoatomic anion transport
Molecular function (GO): transmembrane transporter activity
Source: RefSeq, a predicted model, not a curated record